AGAGUACUGAACUCAGCCUCUUGCAUCCUCCUACAUCAAGGUGAUAUUGCUUUGGUACAUAGUCCUCAAUAUUACAAAAUGUCUUACUCCAGCGGUUUUCAGAUUAAAUCAUCCAGCCAAAAAACACAAAGCAACCGGGGCAGCAGCUAUGGAGGAUUUGGAGGAUUCAGCAGUGCAUCCUUGUCCGGAGCUGGUUUUGGUGGAGGAUUGUCAUCUCAAAAUGCCAACUUCAGCUACUGCAGCUCUGGUUUUGGUGGGAGUGAUGGUCUUCUGCUUGGUGGGGAGAAGCAGACCAUGCAAAACCUGAAUGAUCGCCUGGCUGCCUAUCUCGAUAAAGUGAGAGCUUUGGAGCUGGCUAAUUCCGAGCUGGAGAAGAAAAUUAGGGAAUGGUAUGAGCAGCAUCAUGCCGUCAACAAUACACAAUCCCGAGAUUACUCUAAAUACUUCCAGGUCAUUGAAGAUCUCAAGAGCAAGAUCCUCAUUGGAACCACAGACAAUGCCCGGGUUGUUCUCCAGAUUGACAAUGCCAGGCUGGCAGCUGAUGACUUCAGAAUGAAGUAUGAAAAUGAGCUGGCUUUACGUCAGAGUGUAGAGACUGACAUCAAUGGACUCCGUCGUGUGCUGGAUGAACUGACCGUCUCAAGAUCUGAGCUUGAGUUGCAGAUUGAGUCCUUGUCUGAAGAGCUUGCAUUCCUCAAGAAGAACCAUCAAGAGGAGAUGAAUUCCUUUAAGGGUAGCACUGGUCAAGUAAAUGUUGAAAUGGAUGCUGCGCCAGGUGUGGAUCUCACUAAACUUCUGAAUAACAUGAGAGCAGAGUAUGAAGAUCUUGCUGAGAAGAAUCGCAAACAAGCUGAGGAGUGGUUCCUCAAGAAGAGCAGUGAAUUGAAAAAGGAAAUCUCCAUUGGAGUUCAAGAAGUCCAGACAAGCAGAUCAGAGAUUUCAGACCUGAAGCGGACACUUCAAAGUCUUGAAAUCGAACUUCAGGCUCAGAUAUCAAUGAAAAACUCUCUUGAAGGAACAUUAGCAGAGACAGAAGGUCGCUACUGCGUCCAGCUGAGCCAACUUCAGAGCCAAAUCAGCAGCAUUGAAGAACAGCUACAACAGGCCAGAUCUGAUAUGGAAAGACAGAAAGGAGAGUACCUACGGCUUUUGGACAUCAAGACCAGGCUAGAGAUGGAGAUUGAGACCUACAGACGCCUGCUAGAAGGAGAAAUCGGGUCCAUCAGUGUACAGCAGACCAAGUCACCGGCAUCUUCAGUUGACUCCAAAAAUGAUCCAAUCAAAACGAGGAAGGUGAAAACAAUAAUUGAAGAUGUCGUUAACGGGAAAGUGGUCUCCACUGAAGUCAAGGAAGUUGAAGAGAAGAUGUAAUGCAACAGUUGAAUGAUAACACAGACAUAGCCUUCUGAAAUGUACAAAGAGAUAUGAUAAUUUCAACUUAGUUAAUAAAAGUGGUAUUGAUUACAACAAGUUUAAUGUAUUAUUACAUUAGUCAUUACCAAAGCGGUCACUUGAAGCCCCAAUACAAAAUCUGUGUAAAGUAUCAAUUGCUAACACAGUAAUAACCCAAAUGCAAUAUGCUUUCAUUGAAACCAUUUUCCGUGCUCAUCUUAGGACCUUGCACAGUGUAAGCUAUUAAACUGAAAUAAUGACAGUACAUACUUCUAAAGUUAACAAGACUAAAAGAAUGAAUUUGACUUUGAAGAUGAUGUGCCUGUGAUCAUUUGACUUAA
Messenger RNA from Bufo bufo (common toad), 1733 nucleotides. RefSeq names its product keratin, type I cytoskeletal 12-like. Bases 79 to 1371 code for a protein of 430 amino acids. Gene Ontology annotation, molecular function: structural molecule activity. Lineage: Eukaryota; Metazoa; Chordata; Amphibia; Anura; Bufonidae. The transcript is spliced from 8 exons. The record is from RefSeq and is a predicted model, not a curated record.